Molecule: messenger RNA, 477 nt
Organism: Jaculus jaculus (lesser Egyptian jerboa)
Lineage: Eukaryota; Metazoa; Chordata; Mammalia; Rodentia; Dipodidae
Gene: Reg4
Product: regenerating family member 4
Exons: 5
Coding region: 1-477 (158 amino acids)
Molecular function (GO): signaling receptor activity; mannan binding
Source: RefSeq, a predicted model, not a curated record
AUGGCAUCCAGAACUAUGUGGCUGUUCCUCCUGCUGGGCUGUGUGUCAAGCCCUGGAGGCCUUGGUGAUAACAUUUUCAGACCCAGCUGCCCUUCUGGAUGGUUUCACCAUAAGUCCCAUUGCUACGGUUACUUCCGGAAGUUGAGGAGCUGGUCUGAUGCGGAGCUGGAGUGUCAGUCCUAUGGGGAAGGGUCCCACCUGGCAUCCGUCCUGAGUCAAAAGGAAGUCAGUGUCCUAUCAGAAUACAUAAGCGGUUACCAAAGAAGCCAGCCUGUAUGGAUUGGCCUGCAUGACCCACACAAGACACAGCAUUGGGAAUGGACUGAUGGAUCCGCGUACCUGGACAGAUCCUGGCGGGCCAGGGCCAUGAGUGGGGACGGGUACUGUGCUCACCUGACUCCCAGGAGCAAAUUCUUAACGUGGAAUGAAACUCAAUGCAGCAAGCACCAACACUUCCUGUGCAAGUACCGGCCGUAG